GAAUUCCACCGACAUAAACGCAUGGCGUCUUAGCCGAAACGGACGUCGAUGUUUUUUCCUUUUUUAUUUUCGUCUUUAUUUACGCAAAACGAUCAACUUUACGCGCGAAACCAAUGUAACUUUUAUUAAUUUUUAACAACAAGGCUGUACGAAGUUGCGUCCUUUGCCAAUUUUAUGCAAUAAAAAGUUGCAGUGUCAGUUCUUCGUGAACUUUUUUAAGUUUAUAUGCAAAUGUGUUGUGCUGUGUUACGUUAAACAAUGAAUGGAAUUGUUUUGGAUGCGGAGCGCGCGCCAGAAAAGGCGGGAAUAAUCGACAGGCACACAGCGGUAGACGUGAGCAAUGGAAGCAACAAAGAACAUGAGAAUGGAAGGUGGCAGCCAUCGGAAAAUGUUGACAGGCUAUCUACCUACCCCGCUACCGGCGACCGCACCAGUCUCCUGCGCUGCCACGAGGCCAAGUCCGCGGAGUGCAGUCAAGGCUCGCCGCGACCGCGCCGCGUCCCGCGCGAGUCGAGGCGCGUCUCCCUCGCACAGGCGUCAGGAUAUGUGCAGCUCAACCAGUACAGAUUGCUGGAGCCUAUAGGGCAGGGUUCAUACGGUAUAGUCAAGUUAGCAUACAACGAAGAAGAUGAUACGCAUUAUGCAAUGAAGAUCUUAUCAAAACGCAAGCUGAUGAAAAGAGCUGGACUAUUCGGAAGAACUCCUCCUAGAAGACCAGGGCCUGGACCGCCACCAGACCCCCUACAGAGAGUAUAUAGAGAGAUAGCAGUGCUUAAGAAACUCGACCAUCCUAAUGUAGUUAAAUUAGUAGAGGUGCUGGACGACCCUGCAGAAGACCAGCUGUACCUGGUAUUCCAGCUGUUGGAAGGCGGACCUGUGAUAGACAUCCCAACCGACAACCCGCUCAACGAGGAGCUCGCCAGGAGAUACUUCAGAGACGCCCUGCUAGGGGUAGAGUAUCUGCACUACCAACGGAUAGCCCACCGUGACAUCAAGCCAGCGAACCUGCUGCUAGGAGAUGGGCGGGUGCAGGUGGCAGACCUGGGCGCGUGCGGGGAGCUGGCGGGCGCGGGCAGACUCACGGGCGCCGUCGGCACGCCCGCCUUCCGCGCGCCCGAGGCUUCCGCCGGCGCUGACAAAUAUAAUGGAGAGGCAGCAGACAUCUGGUCUCUAGGCAUCACGCUUUACGCGAUGGUGACGGGCAGAGUGCCGUGGGUGGCGAGCUCCUCAAUAGACCUGCAGAGGAAGGUGGUCAACGAACCGCUGUCGUACCCCGCAAGACACCAGCCCUCGAAGGCGUUGAAACAUCUGCUCAGCAAGAUGUUGGACAAGGACCCUAGCAAGAGAGCUACCAUGCAGGAGAUAAAGGACGACGACUGGGUGACAGCAGGCGGUAAGGAGCCACUACCUUCAGAGCAGGAGAACUGCCGGCUCGUGGAGGUGACGGAGGAGGACAUGGCGCGCGUCGUCACCUCAAUACCGAACCUCUCCACGCUCAUACUCAUCAAGACCAUGCUCAAGAAACACAGCUUUCAGAACCCGUUCCUCCGAAGCAGAGAAGGAAGUACGGCGCGGAGGGAAUCUGGUAGCGGAAAGGGAGAGGCCGACAAGACGUCUCCCGGUAUCAAGCGAGGAGGUCUGGCUCGAGCCGGCAGGUCACUCUCUGCACCUGGCAACUAUCUUACUGACAGACAAGCAUCGUUCGACAUCGGGCUGGAGUCAGUGCAAGAGCAGACACAGGACUUGAAGGAGAAGCCGAAGCCGGAGGAGGCGGCUGCGGUGUCGGCGGCAGUGUCGGCGGUGUCGGCGGUGUCGGCGAUGUCGGCGCGGUGAUCGUGGCGUGCGCCGCCUCGCCGCUGCGCGCGCGGGGCGCAGCACGCUCGCGGCACACGGCUCGCUGUCGCUGCUCAGUCCGCACUCCUCUCCACUGCAUCACAUCGUCACUUUGCCGUACCCGUUUAAAUAUUGUUCAAUUUUCCUUCCUAUAGUAUGUAGACCUUAAUCAGGAAUUUUUGUGGGUAAGUGAUGGUAGAAGGUUGUCAAUAUCGCCUCCAGCUACAAUAAUUAGUAUUGCACCGUAUAAGGACUUGGAAAGUCAUCUCUGAUAACCAAUGUAUUCUUUAAAAGAUUUUUCUAACUUAAAUUUCGGAACAGCGCGCAGAUUCCUCAUAGAUUGUAAUGUACAGUCAACCACAAAAGUAGCUGAACAAAUUCAAAACACCUUAGGUACACAAAAAUUGAGUUUGUCACCAACAUUAUUGAAAAGAUAAUUUUAUAAGAAAUAUUUUGGUAGUUAAAAACCUACCAAAGACCUUUUUUUUAAUAAAUUAUUUGUAAAACUUUGCUUAUUCCCGCCGUAACUCGUGCGCAGAAAAUGUAUGAAAUGCAAGGACGUCUGAACGAAAGCAUUAUACGUACAUUACAUUAUCCUCUAAAAAAAACUAAAAUACUUAAUUCUCUCCAAUAUUUUUAAGCACGGUAGUUAAUAAACUCAAUCGCUACUAGUUAUCGAUUUAAAAUAGCUUUUUCCGAAUUAACUUUCAAAUCAAUUUCACUUCAACUUACUGCACAUUUAAAGAUAAGAAAAAUUUUAAUGGUAAGUUAUAAUAACAAUAUUUUCCCAAAACACAAGUACAUUUUAUGCAGGAAUAAAUGAAUUGUAAAAUUUUAACGAAAAGUUUGUUUGCAAAGUUAAAUUAUAUUACACAUUUCAAUAAUAAUAUAAAAAAUUAAAUCAUAACCAUAUUUUGUGGACAUCAUAUUAUAAAAGAAAAUAGUUUAAUGGAUCAUUUAUUAUUAUUACAUUUGAGGAAUGUUCUUUAAUUGUUUACAAUCACGUCAUAAUCUACGAGAGGUUUAUUUUGAUUUAUAAAAUUAUAAAUUACUAUUUUAGAAUAUAAAAUACAUUCAUCCUAUAAUAAGUAACAUGUUAUAAAAUUAUAAUUAUUAAGUAAAUGAAUAAUCUAUACGACCAAACUUAAGAGACAAUUUAUUUACUUAUUAUUUUAACACUUAAUUUUUAUUUUGUUUUAUUUCUAAGGAGAAUAGUACUUAUAAAAUGUGUUCGAUGGAAUAGUCAUAAUAUUUUGUCCCUUAAGGCAUUGUCCAAUAAGUCUUAUAAUAGUUUCCGAGAAUAUAUUUUUACCAAUGAAUAUACAUAUAUUAUUUCAAUUAUUAUAAACCGUAAAAUUAAGCAAAGUUUAAAACAUGUUUCGUUUUUUUAUUACUAAUGUGAAUUCUCGGAGAUAAAUCCGAUGUUAGCUUUACAUACAUGUCAGGUAAAUGAGAUUAAUUUUUAUAUUGGAAAAAUAAGAAAAUGCAAUAUGUCAUGGUCCCUUCAUGUAUCUACGGGACUAUUUGAAAAUUUUACUAAAUAUGUUAGUGACAUAACUAUGUUAGUGAUAUAUAUAAUUCAAUUUGUGCAAAAAAUAUAACUUAGUACUUUGGAAUAGGGAGCCAGCGAUAUGGUAUUGCGGUUUUGCAACAAAUUACAAUGAUGAAAAAAUAAAAAUGUAUAUUACAUCACCAAUUUCAAAAUGGAUAACAAUUUUUCGGUCGUAGUCAUGAAUUAAAUUACAGUUUAACGCAAUUUGAACUGUAUCCCUUACAUUCUAAAAUCAAGUCUAAAUUUAAUACUUGAAACACUUUCAAUGCGUUUAUUGUCUAUAAAGUUUAGUCGACAUUGCGGAGAAUUGUCGCAAAUAGAAAAAUCCAGAACAUCGUGUAAGCGAUAAACACCAACUGCGGUUGUUACUUUUAUCUCCCGCUUCGUUGAAUGUCACUGCACGACGUGCAAUUGUGUGAAACAGUUUUGUAAUCUAACUUUCUACGCAGAUUGUUUACCAGAAAUUGCUCUCUUGCUUGCUGGGACACGAUAAAAGCCAAACCACUUUUAGAAAUAAUCAAAUAAAAUUGUUGUUUCGUUUCGUAAAAUAAAUUAGAUUCGAAAUCCUUUAGCCUUUUAAUUUUGGCAGCCAUACUCUUUGAAGUUGUGUGCGUUUAGGCGGUAAAUAUGAAUAAUGAUUAUGUGAAACAUAUUUGUUUGUUGCCAACAAGAAUAAAACCAUUUGCAAAGAUGUGGAUACAAUAGACUGAAAUACAGAUUUGCCAUACAACGAAGUAGUUGCAUUCCCGCAAACCAUGCUCAACUUAAUAGCUGAGUACCAAUCUCUCUACUAAUACGUAGUGGGGCAACCUGAGCAAUGAAUAUUUUUCUUGGGUAUCUAUUAUUCAAAACGCCUUUGGAACAGUUCGAAACCGAAUAAAUUUUGAACCAUCGACGUUCAGUAUUAGAAAAUAUUUGUAAUCCUACAUUCAAUGCUGUCGAUUUAUAGUUGUAACAUGACUAAAAAGCUGUAUAAAUACAGAUAAAUCUGUACAUAAGACAGCUAGGCGACACUCGUAUUUGACACGAUAACAGUAACGCGGGCUUUGGUGACGUCAGGCAUCCGACUUCUCAUAGAGUACAGUGACUUCUCAUAGAUGCGACGUCACUGUCAUGACGUCAUACAUGUAACGCUUGACGAUAGAGUAGAAAAUCUAUUAGAAAUAUAAUGACAUCUAUUACAAGGUUGUUUACUUUAACAGCUAUAAAAUUUUUAUAAUUAUCAAACUAGUCCUUUGCAUUGUAAAUAUACAUCUAAUAUAUUUGGCAUCUUCUUUAGGUUUUAAGAUUACACUCGUUAUAUUGAUUAAGGUUUUAGUUUUUAUAAUUUGAGGAUUUAAUAGGGUGGCACAUUUUGUAUUUGAUGAUCUGAUUAGGACUAAGUGCUAAAUGGUGAAAGUUGAUCAUAGUUUGGAAGCUAAGGGUAAUUUGUUAGAGUUGCCAAUUAACACGUUAUUUAGGUCCGAAACCUAGUCUUAUUUCCUUAUUUUUAAUUAUUAGCCUGAGGUCCCAAAAUAUGUUUUUAAAAAUAAUUUUAUAUUUGUUUAAUUAUAAUUAUUUCAUUAAAGUAAAAAUGAAAACUGUUUUUAAAAUAUUUACACUCUCGGUGUAAUUGUCACGUUGUAAUAAGAUUACAUUUUGUGCUAAUACUAGGAAUUUUGAUUUGUAAUGUAUAGAUAAUGUGAUGCAAUGUAUUUCAAAAAGAUACCAAAAUAUUUUUUUCGAAGUUUUUAAAACGUAUUAUGAUACAAUAUGUAUAUCUAACACUUAAUUCAUUAAAAGUCUAUAUCUAUUGUAUAGUUAGUAAUUAUUACAUUAAAGUUAUAACUUUUUAAUGAUUAUAAUUCAUUAAAAAAAUUGCUCAAUGCUUGUUUCAUAAUCAUACCAUUGUAAACGGCUUAAGAAACACUUAAUAUUUUUAUUAAAUUCUUAAAAUAUAGAUUUCUGAAUAUAGUGUUAACAUCAGACGUGUGCGUCAGUGACGUAAGAGCAGUAACGCGACGUUACUGACAAAUAUUAUUUUUCAUAGCGCGUAGUACAAAAGAUGCGCAGAGACUUUUUGACGUCCACGUCAAACCCUUGACGCUAUAAUCGACAUCUAUUUUUAGAGAAGUAUGCAACUUUCACGGCUGGUGACGUCACUACUAAAAAUACUUUUUAAAAGCAUUUUAUACAAUAAGAUUACUUAAUUAUAAAUACUGCACAUUAAUUUGUAAGAUAAGAACGCGCUCCCACGUUUUAAUAUUUUUAGCUAAACCCUGUAAAUAUUUGGAUAUAAUUGAUACGUUAAGCGAAUGACCAAUUUUGAAUGUCAAAUUAGAUUUAUUUACAUUUUUGAUAUACGAGCUUGCCGCUGCGUUUGACGUUUCACACUGUCCGCUGUAAUUUGACGUUUAAUUGUAAUGUCACUGUCAUUGACAUUUUAAAGGAAAUAUGAACUUUGAAGUGACUGCUAUGUAACCAAUGUGGUUCUUAUAGCAUAUUUGAGACGUUUCCUUGAUUACAAUAAAAUAGUUUGUGGUAAUUAACUAAAUUACAAAGACUUGAAAAGAAAAUCUAAUUACAGCUGACAAAUUUGAAAGUAAUGACCAUUUGUGCGUUUAGGGUCGUCCAAUACCCCAAAUGUCAUAUUUUGUAAAUUAAAUUCCCUAAGCUUAAGUUGUCAUAAGUUUGUUUCUGUUGAAUUUUUACGUGGUCACUCUAAAGUAAUAUUUCAAGAUAUUGUCCAUUUUACAGAUGUAACCUUUUGUAAUCUUGAAAAUAAAUUAUCGCUAAAAUAUGCACAACUGCGUCGGAGGCGUUGUUAUAUUGUGCGUGUAGUACGACCACUGCUCCUGAGACGCCAGGUUUGAAUCCCAGGUAGGACAAAAUUAUAUUUUGGUUUGUCUGCUCACUAUAUGCUCGGAGUCUGGAAUUUUUGCUCGAAAUGGUGAGAAGCCCGCACCCUAUCACAUCAUGGGACGGAAGUCGGAACGUACUUGGUGAAGAGUGGGUGCAUUGAUUAAUCUAUACCUUCCCCUUUGGUGAUAAAGUCACGUUGUGUGUUUUGCUUUAUUUUUAAUUACGUACAAUAUUGUCACCUUACUAGUAAGAUUACCGAUCCAUCAGAUAUUCUGUUAUUAUUUUUUAAUUAGAUUUUAAAAAUCGAACUUCAUUAUUACUUGUUUUUUUUACUAUUCCAAUUCCAAUAAGUCUAUUUAGAGGGGUCACACCAACCCUCAGUGGCGCAAAGUCACAUUAUCCUUUGCAAGCGAAUGGUCCAAAAGUUGUUUGCCUUUGAAUGUUGUGAUAGUUAUUAGGUAAAUAAAUGCUUUUAAAAUUAAAUUUUAAUGUAAAUACAAAGGAAAAUUUUAAAAAUUAACUUUCAAAUUUUAAUAUUACUAAAGAUUUUGAAGAAUUACUUAGAUUAAGGCAUUUUUAGACGGUCUGGGAGCGUAUUAGAGAAACUAUAAAUUGUACUGUUUUUUUGCGUUCGUUACAUCGUUUUGUAUAAUUGUAGUCAAUUCGCAAUCAAUUGUUUUAUAAAAUCAUUAAUAUUAGACAUCGCACAAUUAUUUUAAUGUUAUUUUUUACUGGAUUUCAUCGUUGUUGAUUUUAUGAGGAUUUAUUAAAAUAAUUUCAUUAAAA
This is a messenger RNA of Manduca sexta (tobacco hornworm), 7012 nucleotides long. Its product is annotated as calcium/calmodulin-dependent protein kinase kinase 1. The transcript has 11 exons. Gene Ontology annotation, biological process: intracellular signal transduction; positive regulation of protein kinase activity; protein phosphorylation. Gene Ontology annotation, molecular function: ATP binding; calmodulin binding; calcium/calmodulin-dependent protein kinase activity. Gene Ontology annotation, cellular component: cytoplasm. Lineage: Eukaryota; Metazoa; Arthropoda; Insecta; Lepidoptera; Sphingidae. The record is from RefSeq and is a predicted model, not a curated record. Bases 259 to 1833 code for a protein of 524 amino acids.